Molecule: messenger RNA, 1358 nt
Organism: Microbotryum saponariae
Lineage: Eukaryota; Fungi; Basidiomycota; Microbotryomycetes; Microbotryales; Microbotryaceae
Source: the annotation of a GenBank genome assembly
AUGCCCUUCGAAUCCGACUUGACCAUCGUCGAGGCCUUACAACAAUCCCGUCGACGGCUGUUGUACGAUGCCCUGCCUCUCUUCGCUUCGACGCGACCCGCUCGAGCCAAAUUUGUGUCAUCGACCAAUCUGCCACCUUACGAGCUGCAACACAUCAUCACUUUGACUGUAUCGAUUGGUCCGCAUAUGUUCGAGAGUACUCGUUUGUCGAGGGUCGCUUGGACCGCUCCGCAAGCUGCGUCGACGGAACCAGUUCAAGACUCGGAGGCGACGACGACGACCAUCACAACCACACCACUGGCGACUGUGACUCCGGACCUGGCAGCGACUUCGAUUGAAGCUUUGAUUGCUCAGAAUGUCGCAUCGUCGCUUUCCACCGCUGCGACUCCGGCCUCGACCAACGGCGCAAAUUUGAAUGCUUCCUCGACCUCGACUCGGCGGCCAGCUUUGGCUUUGCAGUUCGGUGAAGUACCGACGGAUACCUAUCUCGUACCACUACAUUUCAUAUUCGAGCCUCUCCCGGCUGGCAAGGCAAUUCUGAGCUUCAUCCUCGUCCCCGACGACUUUAAACGGCUCGUCGAUACUGCGACUACGAAGGAUCCACUUACGGGCGAGAUCAAGCCUUUGAAUAGGAAUUAUCCUGUACCCAUGUCGAUCAGGUUGGAGCAGUCGUUGAGUAAGGCGGUCAAGGUAGAAUUGGAGAGUUUGAGUUGUAGUAAAGGGAAGGAACGACAAAAAGUCGAGGUGUGGUGGAAUCGGAUGGUCAGCCGGAUCCUAAAUCUUCAUGGGCGGCAUCCUACGAAGGCUGACACAACUCUUACCACACUCAGAUCACGUUGAUGCCAACCCCUACGCAUAUUGUCAAGCCACGACCUCCGACUCCACCCCCACCCCCCGAACCUCGCGAUUUCUCCCUCUUCAUCUCAGCCGCACCAUAUGGCCUUCCUCCACGUUCAAACAAACUCGCCAGCGGUACACCAACAGAAGGAACACCAGGCUCUUCGACCUCUGGAACAUCCGCACAAGCCAACAAGAAACGCAAACGACCUUCGACCUCGGCUGCUUCGAGAAGGAGAUCUUCGGCUGCGACGGCGAAGAGGAGAGAGUCAUCGGUUUCGUCUUCGACCCCGGGGAGAGGCUCGAGUGCCACACCUGGGCAUGUUGAGCUUCUUACCCAGGCGGUACCGAGGGUGUCGUCGUCGCUGAAGGAGGUCGUAUCGGCUACGACGAUGAAAAGUGAAACAAAGACGAUCCCGGCUCCGGUCGUCGUACCGGCUGUGACGACCAAGUCGAGGAGUGGGAGAACUCAUCGGCCCAAGAGUUUUGGGCAGGAGUUUGAUGUGGACGGGGACAAGUAG